Molecule: messenger RNA, 3076 nt
Organism: Scaptodrosophila lebanonensis
Lineage: Eukaryota; Metazoa; Arthropoda; Insecta; Diptera; Drosophilidae
Gene: sstn
Product: integrator complex subunit 3 homolog
Exons: 2
Coding region: 612-2663 (683 amino acids)
Source: RefSeq, a predicted model, not a curated record
AGGCGCAUCGUGCAUUUAACUCUUAAAUUGUUUCACAUUUCAUUUGCUCAGUUUUUUAUUUAUUUAAACAAGUGCUGUACAUAACUUAAGUGUCGUAUAACGUGUGUGUGCAUAGAUAAAGCAUCGUUCGGCUGUUUAAUUAACAACAUAGUAACAACAACGACGCUGCGGCCAGUGACGCUUUUUUUUUGUGUUUGAGAGCCUCUCGAGUGUACAGUGACGACCGCAUUUCAGAGCAGCGCCGCAGCGGCAGAGGCAGCGACAGCAGCAGAAGCAGCGGCAGUUAAAAACAAGACACAAGGUGUGUUUUGGCCGCUUUGCUAAGCAUUUCUUAUUGCUUUUCAAGCACGAGCAGUGCGUCAUUUGGCAAUUGUUUGGUAAACAUUACGGAAAUACCAGCCAAAGUGGCAGAGAGCAGAAGCAGCAGCGGCAGCCCUAGAAUCAGCGGCUGUGUUGUCUCAUCAUCAUUGAGAAUUGUUGGAUCGAAACACACAAACAUUAAAAAGCCAGAGUGCUAGAGACACUGAGACAGAGUGCGAGAGACAGAUGUAAAGAGCGCACUCCUACGCCCACUCCUACCAACACCCACCAAUCCAACCCCGGAGCUUGCCAUGCAAUUGAAAGCGCCCAGAAGCAGAAACAUGGCCAGUCUUAAAGAUGAGGAACAGCAACAUCAACAGCAGGCGCAGCAGCAGCAACAAUCAAGCAACCGACUGAAUAACAAUCCCAGCCAUUCAAGCAGCAACAGUAUUGCAACCAUAAACAACAACCAUAACAACAACAACAACAACAACAGCAGCAGCAAUGAGGAUGAAUUGAAGGCGAAACGGGAUUCCUUGGAGGCACGCAAGCUGGCGCUGGAGCAGCGUUUGAGUGAAAAGAGUUGGUUGUUGCAGCAAAUCCAAAAACAGGAGACCUCCAUAAUGCAAGGCAACUACGAGCACAUGACCAUCAAUGAGUUCUUCGCCCAGUUGGCCCAGCAGUACAAGCACGAGCAGCAGUUGCAGGCGCUGGCCAAGGAAAGUGGCGGCAUAUUGCGACGCAAACAGAGCACCACAAGUCGUGACAGUCAGCCGCUGAGCAUUACCGGCAGCACCACAUCCAAUAGCAAUAACAACAACAACAACAACAAUCGUUACUCGGAAACCCAUUCGAAUCGCAGCUCCGAAUACGACAACUAUCAGCCAGCAGCGGGCGAUAUGCUGGUCAUAGGCGUGGCCCAACAGCAGUCCCAGCAGCAGCCGCACGUGAAGAGCGCGCUGAAGAAACGACCCGCCCAAAUGCAGUACAUGCUGCAGCGGCAACAGCAGCAGUUGUCGGCAAUGCCUCAUCAAGGAGCGGAGCUGUAUAUGCCUCAGCUAGGGCCCAGCGGUUUUGCGCCACAGCCACAACAACAGCAACACCAGCAGCAGCAAUCGUCGCCCGUGCAAUCGAAUCGUAAGCAUCCGGAUAUAAUCUCUCUAAUAUCGGCCAAUUCGGCGAAUGUGGCAACAUUGCGACAGCAGCACGUGGCGCCGCAACAACAGCCGAUUAUUGUGCAGUGCGACAAGUAUUAUCUGUCGCCCACACAUCAGAGCUACAGCGAGGGCGGCUUCAUCAAGUCGAGUCAGAAUAUCAAGAAGUAUGUCUCCCCACUGGGCUCCCCCAGCGCCAUCAGCUAUGAGCUGCAGCCCUCGUUGCAGCAUCAACAGCAUCAGCGUCAAUUGGAUGCGAUCUCGUUGGCACCCAGCUACAUGUCCAUGGAUGCGGACCAACAACAAUUUCGUUGGCGUUCCCAAUCGCAUAUACCACCGCUAACGCCCCCACAGCCAAAUCUGUCGGGUCUGGGUGAUACGAAGUCGCAUUCCAGCGACAUGCUGGCACCGCCACUGCCUCGUUAUCCCAGCAAGGCCAAGCCAUUGGACGAGAUCUCGCUCUCCUCGCUCAAUACGGCGCCCUCGACAAGCCUCAGCAGCAUGGCCAACACCAUAGAAAAGAAACCCAAGCCGAAGCAAUGGCUAGAGUCCUCACUUGAUGGACCCGUCGUCAUACGCCAAAUGGAGGCGACCACCAACAGCAAUGUGGGGGGCGCCCCCGGCAGCAGUAAGCCGCGCGCUAAAUUAUCCUCGCAAUCGAUGUCCGUCUCAGGCCGCCAUUAUUCCAUGUCGGCGCAACGCAGCACACACCAAUAUCCCCCCAGUACAGGCUAUGCGGCCGUGAGCAGCUCCAAAACUCUACAGCACUCGGACGAGCGUUACGCAAAGCUCAGUCAGUCCACAUCCUAUUUGAAUGCCAUGGAGCAAACGGUGGGCAUUUCGGCUUCGUAUGCCCUGGAACCACUAGAUAUACCGCUUUUUCGAGUUCUGCCACCCAAACCAAAUCAAACACAGCAGCCAACACCGCCGCCCAGACCACCCCCAGCCCAGCACCACAACAACAACAGCAAUAACAACAAUAGUAACAGUGCCUUACAAACCGCUCUGGUGUCGCCACCCUUGGUUGUUGCCAGUGCGAGCCUAUCGCCCGAUAUACGCAUCGAGUCCCCCAAAAAUAUGACCGUUGUCCAACAGGCCACAUUUCAGCCCUACAAAGAGAUUACCAAGCCCUUCGAAAUGUCCGAUUUCUACAAAUACUCCACCAAGUUCAAGCAGAAGGAGGGCGGGGGCUCAAGUCGUGCUGACUAACACAUUUCUAUCAACGAGCAUAUAGUAUAUGAAAUGUCCUUACUACACAUCGAUUUAAAUCGCUAACCAAUUGACUUUAUGUUUGAAAACGAAACAAAAUUCUCGAAUGACCAGCGAUAUUCAAUUUACCUUUUAAAAAAAUGGUAUUGUUUGUCGUGGGAAUUAUUAUUUGUGAUUAAUACUUUUGUAGAAAAUUACAAAACGAAAAACGCACAAAUUAUUGAUCCGACUGCAUUUUGAAACGAAUCGGUUGUAAGCUAAAGACGAUAUUAGAUCUGAAUUGCCAAAUUUACACAUCGAGAUGACAAUACAAAUGUUUCGAAAGAAUUUUACAAUGCAUGUAAAUAAAAAAUUAUACAUAUAUAUUUUUAGACAUAUUUUUGGACGAAUCCCAAUUUAUUAAAAACCAUAAA